AUGAACAAGUAUCUGGUACGAGGCCUCGGCUUCUUCAACGACGCCUACGAUCUCUUCGUCAUGAAUAUCGUCAACGUCGUGCUUACGGAGCAAUACGGCAAGCACGUCUACACGUCGUACGUCAAGUCCUGGGUGUCGGCUGCUGCUAUCAUCGGUGCUGUGAUCGGUCAGCUCUUGUUUGGCUUCCUGGGUGACGUUUUCGGUCGCAAGGUCAACAUGAUCGCCACUUGUGUGCUCCUGAUCGUGGGUAGCAUCUUGUGUACAGUUGCGUAUGGAGGUAGCGGCAGUUCGACGCUGUGGUUCCUGGUCGUGGCCCGUAUCAUCCUCGGUAUCGGUAUUGGCGGCGAAUACCCACUUGCUGCUUCGUCAUCGGCUGAAGACUCGACCAACUCGGCUGAGCGUAACACAGCCCGUGUUCAGACCCUUAUGCGCUGCCCUUGA
This is a messenger RNA of Phytophthora infestans T30-4, 441 nucleotides long. RefSeq names its product Major Facilitator Superfamily (MFS). Gene Ontology annotation, molecular function: carboxylic acid transmembrane transporter activity. Gene Ontology annotation, cellular component: plasma membrane. NCBI's taxonomy places the organism in Eukaryota, Oomycota, Peronosporomycetes, Peronosporales, Peronosporaceae. The transcript has a single exon. The record is from RefSeq and is a predicted model, not a curated record. Gene Ontology annotation, biological process: carboxylic acid transport; transmembrane transport. The coding region runs from base 1 to 441 and encodes 146 amino acids.